GGCCGCCAGGGGGGAGAAACCCGAUUAUUAAUUUUGUUCUGCAGAGGCAGCAGAGCUAAAAGAUAAACUGAUACGAUUUGAAUUCAUACUUUGUUCUGCAGACAGCUGAACCGUCCUCGCAGGGUUGUAACGGUUGUUAUGGUGCGGUUGUGUGGCACAGAGCUGCGAAGGCGGAGAGAAGGCGGCCCGCAUGAGAGGUGGAUCAUAGGCAUUUCAACAAUUAUGACUUGGGCGUUGAGUUUGGCAAAUAAGGAAUCACACGAGGAAGGUGGGUCCCAGUUGCCUGCGAGUAAGAAUGAAGAAGAUGGAGGAGGAGGAGCAGGAGGAUCAGCACCAGCAGCAUCAGCAGUAGCAGGAGGAGCACUGGCAGCAGCAGGAGGAGCAGGAGGAGGACGAGGAGGAGGAGGAGCAGCAGCAGCAGGAGGAGGAGGAGGAGGAGGAGGAGGAGGAGGAGGACCGGGAUUAGGAGGGGGAGCAGGAUCCACAUCUCCAAGGAGUAAAGCACAAUCAAUAUCGACAUCGCCAAGGAAUAGGAUUGAAGAAGGGGAGGUAGGCAGUCCAAGGUCACCAGGAAACAGGAUACAACCUCUCACUGCAGAGGACGAGGGGAAGAGGAAAAUUCACCCUGACUCUGUCAUCACAUUGGAACUGGAAAAGUCCAUCGUAUCUGCUCAAGUGAAAGGAUUGCUGAGGGCAAGCAUCGUGUGGCCAGGAAUUUUCUACGGAAAAGGAGAAUGGGCUUUUCAACAUUUCUUCAAGGCUGCUUAUGUGUCAGAGAGUGGCAGCAUUCCUUGUUAUGGCUCAGGGCAAAAUCACCUGCCAAUGAUUCAUGUGCUUGACUUCGCGACAUACGUCACACAGCUGGUAAAGGAGAGACCAGAUGGACAUUAUUUUCUUGCCGUAGAUGGGACAAAUCCAACCCUACAGACAGUAUCUCAGGCCAUAGCCAAAUCAAUGGGCAGCAAGAGCGUGGAGAUGGGCCCGAUGAUCCCAGCUUCGACUCCGACCGUGGGAUCAGGCCCAUCUACCGUGAUUCAGGACUCCGAGAAGAGCGCCAACGGCAGCAGCAGUGUCAGCUAUUUACUAGUGAACCUUCCAUUAGCCCGGACGCCAAUUCCAAAUGUUUCAUUCCAGUUUGAGGGAGGGAUGAUAUCAAAUAUGGAUAAGAUUGCUAAAGAGUAUGCAGUACAUCACAAGCUGGCGCCUUUGAGAGUAAUCAUACUCGGAAGUCCGGCCUCCGGCAAAUCAACAUUAGCCGCUUAUCUUUCGGAGGUGUACAAAGUGCCAUGUGUUACAACUCUAGACGUCAUCAAGAAGACAGCUUUACAGGAGGAAUGGGACACAGAACUUCAAGCUGCAGCGAAGAGAGUGAUUGAGAUGCAAUCAUUGCCGUCAACUCCGAGGAGAGGAAAUAAGGGAGGUGGCGGGUCAUCGAGGCCGACAACUCCAAGGAAAGGAAAUAAGGGAGGUGGUGGGUCAUCGAGGCCUACAAGUCCAAGAAAAGGAAAUAAGGGCGGUGGCGGGUCAUCGAGGCCUACAACUCCAAGGAAAGGAAAUAAAGGAGGAGGGGCAGCAAAGUCGCGAUCGGGAGAGAGACUGCCCGAUGUUGUGCUUGUGAAGAUGUGGAAAAACUAUCUUUUAUCGACCAGACAUCACCUUUUGUUUGGGUUCAUUAUGGAUGGUUUCCCUAAGACCGCUUCUCAGGCAGAGCUGCUAUUUACAGAAGAAGGGAAGGUUUCAGCAGAGGAAGCAGAGCGAGAGGGGGAGGAGGAAGAGGAGCAGGAGGUCGUGGUAAUGGAAGAGGGGGAGAAGGAUGAUGACAAGGAAAGAGAGGUGGUGGUCAUCGAGGACGGGGAGGAAGAGGAGGUGGUGGAGACUAAGUCCCAGGACAAGAACCCGUCCCCAGCGGCCAUCCUAGGCACAGAUACAGGAAUAGACUAUAGGUCGAGAAAGCAGGUAGACAGUGGGACUCGAUCUCUUGACCAAGGAGGCGAUGUUGCUAUGUCUCGGAGCAAGGAAAAGAUGACACGUGGCACUGCGAAGGGGACGGACGAGGAGACGCAGAACAAGGCAGAAGAGAAGGAAGAAUCCGGCGAUGGCGAGGAGAAGCCCGAGAAGACGAGAGGGCAGGAAAAGGAGGUGGAGGAUGGGGAGAGUCUUUCCUCAGCUAUGAUCUCGAUUUCCACCCCUUUUGCCGCCUCCUCCCCUCCCUCCUCCUCUUCCUCCUCCUUCUCCUCCUCCUCCUCGUCCUCUGCUUCCUUUGCCGCCGCCACCGCCGCGGAGGGAGGGAGCAACGAUGAAGAUAGGUGGAGCGUGAAAGAGGUGCUGAGCUGCCCUGGCGACUGCUCAGGGAUUGCCACGUGUAACCUGGAGCUUGGCCGUUGCGAUUGCCCUUAUGGACGGACGGCUCCGGAUUGCUCCGUCGAUGGCCUGCUAGCCUGCUGGUUAUCUCCCACCUACCGAACUACCUGCAGUUGGCCUGCGACUUGCUCCUGCUACAAGGACUGCAGUGCCCUCGGGAUCAAGGUGGGAGGGCGUGGGUGCUUCGACGUCUCGCUCUCUGCGGUCCGUCAGCAAGCUGCAGGUCACGCUGGCUAUGGCGAUGGCCCGCACCAGGACCUCGAUACAGCAGCCCAGCAGCGUCCCGAUCCGGACCAGAUACCCCGCUACCAGCACGCUCCCCCUGACGGCGAUGGGCAUAACGUCACUAAAGUGUCUGGCGACGGGGAGCAGCUGCAGCUGCAGCUGCCGGCGCUCAAUCACCUCAAGCGCAGCUCGGUCUUUCCGUUGACGUCAACGCAGAUGCUGGAAGAAGGGCGAGCUCGGAUGGGUGAUGAUCACUACCUGCAGUCGGCGGCCUCGCCGCCAUCGGAGUCGGAGACUCGGCCGGGAGACCGACCUCUCAUCGAGACGGCGUGGACGCAACCGCUGCUGUUCUUCAGAGGGGAGGACAACCUGCGUCGAGGGGUGUUUGUGCAAGCUUCGCAGCUCCAAGCAGAGCUGCUCAAUCAGAUGCGGAAUACUGUUCCCGCACUUGGAUUGGAGGCUUGUCCUGCUAAGUGUCAUUUUCGGGGCUGGUGCCACGAAACGAGGAGUUGCCGGUGUCGUACAGGAUUUACUGGGUUCUCCUGUGACCACGUCGCCCACGUCCCUUUCUUCUCCACUUGCCUUAACAACUGCAGCUUUCAUGGAGACUGCGAGUCUGGUGUCUGCGUUUGCGACGUAGGGUAUUUCGGGAUAGAUUGCUCUCUCUACUUCAGAGAGAACCUGGACGUCGACAGAGAUCCAGAGCACCCGAGAGUCUCGGAUGUGACCGCACGUCAGAAGAGGAAGACUGCCUCUCUCCGGUGGUUGCUGCAGUCGGGGCGCAAAAGAGUGUUUGUCGAGGAGCAGGAGCAUCAGGGAACGGACGAGGGGAAGCAGAAGGAGAGCCAAAUGCAGGACAAGGAGAAGGAAGAGGAGGGGAAAGAGAAGCAGAAGGCGAAUGAAGAGGAGGAGGAGGAAGAGGAGGGAAAAGAGAAACAGAAGACGAAUGCAGCGGAGGCGGAGGAGGAGGAGGAGGAGGAGGAGGAGGGGGAGGGGGGAGGAAUUGAAGCUGCGAAGAAUGACAGUUCUUUCCCUGAUUCAGAGGAAGCUCCGCUCACCACUUUUGUUCCUAAUGAUAUGAGUUCUACUCAAGCAACUGCCACUGCAACUGCUGCUAGUACUUCUAACACUCUGACUGGUGCUGUGGAAUCUGUGGAUAGACAGAUGAACCAUGCUCUGCCUGGUCAUGCUUCGGGUUCGACGGCCAGCUCUGCAGGCAGCACUGCUUUUGGUGGGACAGAUGUUGAUGCUAAAAAUAGCAUCCCUCAUCCACAGAGAAGUCGGCCUUUGAUCUAUGUGUAUGAACUUCCUCCUGCCCUCAUGACUUGGACAUUCCUGGACUCUCUGCCGGACAGGCAUGAACCCUUGCUGUUCCUGGAAAGACUGCUGAGAUGUCCGAGCAGGACCACCGAUGGACAAAAAGCAGAUUAUCUAUUUGUUCCGGCGUUAAUCCGACUGAACGCAAACCGGCCAGAAUAUGUCCGGAGAGUGGUUGAUUACAUUUCUAGUGCUUGGCCGUACUGGAGACAGAGAGGUGGGAAGGAUCACAUCUGGAUGUCGAAUGAUGACCGGGGCCUCUGUGAAAUUGGGCCCGCAGACUCCUCAGCUCGAUCGUUGGUGGAAAACUGCACGUUUCUUACCCUUUGGGGAUACUGGGGAGAUGGUCAGGCGGUAGAGGUGCCUACGCCUACACCUGACGACGCUGACGUGAGUCGGCUUCCAGGGAGAAAGGGAGGAGAAGAGGCGGCACCAGCACUCGAUGCGAUUGAGUCGUCUUUCCGACGUAGUCUUUUGGGUACCCCUGUGGGUUCUCCUUGCUUUCGAAGAGGGAAGGACAUAGUCAUACCCCCAAGUCAGAGCCUUUACUUGCUGGCAAAGUCACCUCAAGUCAACCCUUCUUUCGUCUUCAAUAGGACGACGGUUCUGUUCUUUGCCGGCAGUUCGGGAAGGUUGAGGCACAGCACAGGUGGAGGAUCUAGAACCUAUAGCUUUGGUGUGCGGCAGAAGGUGUUCGAUCUCUUUCAGAGCAGACAGAAUGAGUUGCAGUUUGAGCUCGUUGAGGGCGUCGUGACGUCGUAUGAAACGCACCUAGCCCGGUCUUUGUUCUGCCUUGCUCCGGCAGGUGACGGAUGGGGCCGUAGGACUACCCUCACAGUGCUAUUUGGCUGCAUACCAGUCAUCUUGCAGGACAACGUAUCGCAGCCGUUCGAUGAGCUCCUCGAUUGGAAUGCCUUCUCGGUCAAGCUCCGCGCCGAUGAGAUCCCAUCCCUGCCUUCGGUCUUGAAUGCUAUCCGAAGCUCUCCAGGCGUACUGGAACAGAAACAGAAGGCCCUAGCAGAUGUAUGCCCGCUUCGCGGCAGCGGAGGAGGAGAAGAUGGAGACGGAGAUGGGGGUGAUGGAGACAAGAAAGGAAAGGGAGUGCAGCGAGAAGACAGUAGGGAUAUAAGAAAGAUUAAAGUUAAAGUGUCGUGGACAUACACCGGCAAGAGGGACGAGUGUCUCCUACAUUGGAUUGCUGUUGUAGAGUCAUAUGUAUACGGACAGCGCAUCCCGUAUUGGGACAGAGUCUUGAUGGCCACUUCGUGGAUGGCCGGCGAUGCAAUGAGCUUCGCCAUAUCGUUGCAAAAAGAAGCUAACUGCCAAACUAUGAUUGAGUACUCACAGCAAACAAGUAUUGAAGAUUUCUUCAAAGCUGUCAGAGAAAGAUUUGAAGACAAAAUUUUAGCAUGUAGAACAGAAAUGCUGAUCUUAAACAUUGCAGAUCAGAAAUGGAAGAGUGCAUCUGCACUCAAAGCAACGAUGGAUGAAUUCUUACAAUGCGUUGAACAUGGUCUCACUCCUACUCAAAUCCUUAAUAACUUCGCAAAGGCGCUACCCGACCCUCUCUGUACUCAGCUUUAUCCCCGCACAAAGGAAGAGGGGAUGACAUACGAGAAGUUUAGCAAGAUCGCUAUAGAUCAUGUUGGCUUCUUAGCCGAAGCUAACUACUGUCAUUAUUGGAAAGAUCUGCAAGCGGGAAAGAAGUGGCAGAACCGCACUGGCACUAUCUUAGGGAACAUACCUGGGAAAGACAACCUCCUUCCGACCUUUGAAGAAGGAGGUGUCGAAACUCUCUCUUACGACCAGAUAGAUUAUGGUCUGGAGGGAGGACCCAACGGCUCGGUAGUUCAGGAGGGGGACUACGCGGCCGUUGUAGCCCGCGGGGGAGGGCGACAAGGAAGAGGACGUGGCAGAGGAAGAGGAGGCCGCGGGCGUGGUGGAAGAGGAUCUGGCACCCAGAGGGGUAGUGGUGAAGGUAACUACUAUGUGAGCGGAAGGGGCAAUGGUCCCUCACAAGGUGGCCGUGGGGAAGAGGAAGAGGCGCAUGGUAUGGUGCUUACAGGCGGUGCGUUCGAUCCCCUCCUCGGCGUGAAGCAAAGUGCGAGGGAAUUGCUCAGGGCUGACACCAGAAAUGCGAUUGAACUCGCACUUUGAUGGAGAAGCAGUUGCGCAGUCCAUCAGCGCGACGAUU
This is a messenger RNA of Chara braunii, 6097 nucleotides long. The record is from the annotation of a GenBank genome assembly. NCBI's taxonomy places the organism in Eukaryota, Viridiplantae, Streptophyta, Charophyceae, Charales, Characeae.